AUGGGUAAGGAUCUUGGUGACUUUGAUCUUCCUAGGGUAAAUACAAACAUCAACUUGGAAUCUAGAGGAUAUCGUGAGGUUCAAGAGGAGUACUCUAUUGUUGUUGAAGAUGAACACAUUUGUGCUAAAGAUUCUCUUAAUCGCGAUCAAAGAACUGCAUAUGAUGAGAUCAUGAGGCAUGUAGAUCAUAAUAUACCAGGUGUGUUCUUUAUAGAUGGUCCUGGUGGAACUGGAAAAACAUUUUUGUACAAAGCAUUACUUGCCGAGGUUCGUUCUCGUGGUCUUAUUGCACUUUCGACUGCUACAUCUGGUGCUGCUACUAAUAAUAUGCCUGGAGGGAGAACAGCUCACUCGCGUUUUAAGAUUCUGAUAAAUCUUGAUAAUAACUCAUUGUGUAAUAUCAACCAACAGAGUGGGGCUGCACAACUACUUCGUUUGGCCAAUAUAAUCAUAUGA
Messenger RNA from Lactuca virosa, 456 nucleotides. NCBI's taxonomy places the organism in Eukaryota, Viridiplantae, Streptophyta, Magnoliopsida, Asterales, Asteraceae. The record is from the annotation of a GenBank genome assembly.